AUGUAUAAAAUGGAGUAUUCUUACCUAAAUUCCUCCGCCUACGAGUCAUGUAUGGCUGGGAUGGACACGUCGAGCUUGGCAUCGGCCUAUGCGGACUUCAGUUCGUGCAGUCAAGCCAGUGGGUUUCAGUACAAUCCCAUCAGGACCACUUUCGGGGCCACCUCCGGCUGUCCAUCCCUCACUCCGGGGUCCUGCAGCCUGGGGACUCUGCGGGACCACCAGAGCAGCCCGUACGCCGCAGUUCCUUACAAACUCUUUACGGAUCACGGUGGACUGAACGAGAAGAGAAAGCAGAGGCGCAUCCGGACCACGUUCACCAGCGCCCAGCUGAAGGAGCUUGAGCGGGUUUUUGCAGAGACGCACUACCCGGACAUCUACACCAGAGAGGAACUGGCACUCAAAAUUGAUCUGACGGAAGCCAGAGUGCAGGUGUGGUUCCAGAACCGACGUGCCAAAUUUCGCAAGCAGGAGCGCGCAGCUGCAGCAGCCGCAGCGGCCGCCAAGUCCAAUUCUGGAAAGAAGUCAGACUCCAGAGACGAAGACAGCAAAGACACCAAAAGCACCGACCCCGACAGCACAGGAGGCCCGGGGCCGAAUCCAGUUCCCACUUCCAACUGCGGAGGACCGAGCCCUACUACGGGACAAGUCAACACCACUGGAAGCGGACAGGUGGACCAAGUGAAGACCUCCGUGUCCACCGGCAUGGGAGUGACAGCACCGAGCCAAGGUUGGGCCACCGCACCUGGGACCAUCACCUCUAUCCCGGACUCAUUGGGGGGACCCUUCGCCAGUGUACUAUCGUCUUUGCAAAGACAGAACGGAGCCAAAGCUACAUUAGUAAAGACCAGUAUGUUCUAAUGAAGCUGCACAGAAUGGCAA
Messenger RNA from Melanotaenia boesemani (Boeseman's rainbowfish), 879 nucleotides. RefSeq names its product paired like homeobox 2Bb (gene phox2bb). Gene Ontology annotation, molecular function: DNA-binding transcription factor activity, RNA polymerase II-specific; RNA polymerase II transcription regulatory region sequence-specific DNA binding. NCBI's taxonomy places the organism in Eukaryota, Metazoa, Chordata, Actinopteri, Atheriniformes, Melanotaeniidae. Gene Ontology annotation, biological process: regulation of transcription by RNA polymerase II. The coding region runs from base 1 to 858 and encodes 285 amino acids. The record is from RefSeq and is a predicted model, not a curated record. The transcript has 3 exons.